AUGUUUGUGUGUGAGAACCCUUUACUUUGAUAGUAACAAAUUUUGUCUAUUUUUAGAGCAAGUUACUUUCCAGAACUUAUAUAAAUCAAUUUUAUGGAUAACUAACGUAAUUUUUUACAACAAAUGAAUUUUUAAUUUGCUAAAAUUGACAACCAUUUUGUAAUUUAAAUUUAGCGCCAAAUUUUCAAUUCAAAAGCAUUUAAUUGGUAAAUGAAAUGCACUUUCGGUUAUUUUUCAAACUUAAAAAAAAAACAAAUCUUGAGUAAAUCUAGCCUCCAAUGUUAUUGCUGUUUCUUUUUUCGUUGUAAACGAUAAUGAAUCCUCUGGACUUUUUAGAAGAUAAUUACCCCAUGCUGUGGGAUGUGACUCACCCUAAAUCUAAGAAUCGUAGAUCACGUCAAAAAGCCAAAGAAGAUUUCAUCCAAGCCUACUCUAUGAGAUAUGGUAUCUCUUACAGUUUCAAAGAUGUGCGCAAAUUUAUACGUUCUGUUCAACAGCGACGACGCCGCAGCUUGAAACAAAUGAAACAACUUCCAAAAGUUGUGUCUGCCACCGAAGAAAACGCAACCUGUAAUACACUUCGGACCACGGAGAUUGAAGUUUUCCUUCCGAGUAUUGAUGAGUUUAACCGAGGACUCACAACUGAACCCGAAACGAUGCCGGCCUGCAUUCCUAUGACAAUUAUUCCGGAUCAAGUUUGUCAAGAACUAAAUCAAGAAUUAUUUAUAGAUCCAUCUCAAGAGCUUUCAGAGCAAUUAGUUACAGCAACCGAGCCGCAAGGUGAAGAUAGUAUAAAUAUAGAUGAUUUUCUUGAGAUAGAGUUGGGCAUACUUGGCACUGAUAGCAACACCAACUGGCCAAUACAAGAUCUUUCAACCUUUCAACAGAUGUAAUUACAUUUCAUCUCUUCACCAAUCAAAUAGAAGAUUUGCUAAUUUCCAAUCAAAUUAAUCACAUGAAAACGAACAUUAUAAUCAACUUUAUUUUCGUUUAAUUGAUCACGAUGUUAUAAUCAAAUCACAGGAAAGAGAAGAAUCCUAUUAUAUUUAGUUGACGUUCUAUAAUUUUACAAGCAUGAUGAAAGCGAUGUCAACUAUACUUGAUGUCUUUCUUCAGAUACUCUUCUUGCCUAUAUUUUUCAUCUAGCUCUGAAUCAUCAAGUACUACUAUUUUGCAUGUUCUGAAAAUCAAGUGUAUGAUGCCGGUGUUUUUCCUGACUUCAAGAAGCUGCAUUCAUGAAAGAUGUAUUCCACUCGGAGUGCGAUAACAAAUUUGUCGCUUUCAAUCAGGUAUCAAGAAAACAAGGAGAUAUUAAUUUUAAGUAAUGAAAAAUGAUAUAUGGAAAUAUUAUAUAUGUUUUUAUUAUGUUUAUGAAUAAUAAAUGUUUCUUAUUGUUUUAAUUUUAUUUAAGAGUUCAAAAUAUAGUGUACACACUCCGCCUCACAGCAACAAAAUGUAGCCUUGUAACGGCUACUUUCUAUUAUUUAUUUGUAAACCUUGGUAUCCAAGAUGUGUUCUAAAGAGCACAUCUUAAAUCCCUCGGUCACGGAACCAAAAUGUAACUAAACCGCCGCUCACCUUACUUAUUUACUUACUUGACUAACCAACAGUAUGGAUAACCUCCCUUUAAGUAUACCCCGUAAAUUUGGCCUUCAUCAUCGUCUAGUGCGAGUAUGUAGAACCCUUCAAUGUGAACCGCGAUAACCCAGAUCCUUUAAUGAGUAACGACUAUAUUUUGAACUCUAGUUAUUUUUUAGUUUGUAAAUAUAAAUAACCUGUUAUUAGAGCAUAAUAUAAAUUAAAACGUUACAGAAAUAGGAAGUUAUAAUAAGAAUAAUGAUGUAAUGUAAAUAUUUUGAUUUUUGAACUAGUUUAUUGCAGCACUUAGAAAAUGAAUAUUUAAAAUAUUUUUGUAAUCAUCCGCUACGCCUUAUUAGUGGUCCCGGCUUGGGCAAGGGCUUGCGAUGCGGUAUGGGACCCCUGACCUGA
Messenger RNA from Leguminivora glycinivorella, 1989 nucleotides. RefSeq lists its product as uncharacterized. The transcript is spliced from 11 exons. NCBI's taxonomy places the organism in Eukaryota, Metazoa, Arthropoda, Insecta, Lepidoptera, Tortricidae. Bases 315 to 893 code for a protein of 192 amino acids. The record is from RefSeq and is a predicted model, not a curated record.